Messenger RNA from Elgaria multicarinata webbii, 3668 nucleotides. RefSeq names its product fibrinogen like 2 (gene FGL2). The record is from RefSeq and is a predicted model, not a curated record. Lineage: Eukaryota; Metazoa; Chordata; Lepidosauria; Squamata; Anguidae. The transcript is spliced from 2 exons. Bases 83 to 1402 code for a protein of 439 amino acids.
CUCACAGCAGCAGCUUAGCUGCCCUUUAUAAAAGUUGCUGAAGCUUUGCAUACUUCCUCUCUGGGCUAGCUUUUCAGAAAAGAUGAAGCUCGUUUACAUGGUUUUGUUCAAGACAGCUGUGCUGCUUUUUACAGAUGGAUCUGCUGUGACAGAUGAUGGCACAGAAAGUGCUGGAGGAGAAAAGCUGGUCGAUGCUUGUCCUAUAAAGCUUAAAACCAGCGAGAAUUGUGAUGGAGAGGAAUGUCCAUAUCAGAUCAACCUGCCUCCAAUGACCCUCCAGCUACCCAAGCAGUUUCUACUGCUUGAGAAGACCCUCAAAGAAGUGCAGGACCUUAAGGAAGUGGUAAACAAGAUGAAAACGUGUUGCCAAGACUGCAAGCUGCAGGCAGAUGACAAUCAGGAGAAAGACAGCAAUGAGUUCCUGCCAUCCGGGACAGACGGUCUAACAGACAAUAGCAAAAUACAGGAUAACAGAGUACAAGAGUUGCAGACCAAGGUUUCCAGGCUGUCAGCCAAUCUGAAGAAUGCAAAGAACCAGAUCCAUUCUUUGCAGGGGCAGCUGGAGCAAAUGAACCUCAUAAACAUGAACAACGUGGAAACCUAUGUUGACAGCAAAGUAGCUAACCUGACAUUUGCUCUGGACAAUUUGGACAAUAAAUGCUCUUCAAAAUGUCAAGCCACACAACCCAAUCCAGUUAUACAGAUUUUGCAAGUAGACUGUGCCAAUUACUUUGCGGCAGGGAAACGACAGAAUGGAAUCUACAGAAUUACUCCUGACUCCCAAAAUGAAAGCUUUGAUGUUUACUGUGACAUGGAAUCUAUGGGAGGUGGCUGGACAGUGUUCCAGAGGCGUCAGGAUGGCAGCACUAAUUUCAACAGAACGUGGAAUGAAUAUAAGAAUGGUUUUGGAAACCUCAGUGGAGAGUUCUGGCUAGGGAAUGACAAAAUUCACCUUCUGACCAAAAGCAAGAAUAUGCAGUUAAGGAUUGAGCUUGAGGAUUUCAAUGGAAAGAAAGAAUAUGCAAAAUAUGAUCAGUUUUAUGUGGCUAAUGAAUUUCUCAAAUACCGCCUAAGCAUUGGCAGCUACAGUGGCACAGCUGGGGAUGCCCUGCGCUUCAAAAAACCGCAUAGUCACGAUCAAAGAUUCUUCACCACCCCCGAUAAAGACAAUGACAGGUAUCCAUCAGGAAACUGUGGAUCGUAUUAUGGCUCUGGCUGGUGGUUUGAUGCAUGUUUCGCUGCCAACCUGAAUGGCAAAUAUUACCACAAAAAGUAUAAAGGCAUUCGCAAUGGGAUUUACUGGGACAGUUGGCCUGGAGCUUCCAGUGACAAUAUGAAUAGUUACAGACAACCUUUUAAAAAGGUUAAAAUGAUGAUGAAACCCAAAGGCUUUGUGCCAUGAAUUAGUAAAAACAAAAACAAACAAAACAAAACAAAACUUUCCCGAGUAUUGGCACUUUUUUUGGUAGCAUGAGUGCAAUUAAAAAAAAAAGGCUCUGCUAUAUUUUAUUUUUGAUUACCUUUCUCUUGAGAAAAAAAUCCCCUUCCCAAAGCACAUCGACGUAUAUUAUUAUUAUUAUUAUUAUUGGUAGAAUUCUGAAUAUGCAGGGUACAAUUUAUAAUUUUUGUAGCAAAUAAUGUUUCAGCCUGGAACAUGAACUACUGUCAAGAGAGAACUUGGGUUUAAGUUUAUUUUGCCACAUUGACUUCACUAUUACUGUAUUAUUAAUAGUAUCUGUAUCAUACACAGGCCAAAAGCAGGUUUCUAGAGCUGCAGAGCAGUUUCAGUGUCCUUGACUUUUAUUGCCCUGUCAGCAGAUUCCAGAAAUAUCUAUCAACUUGCUUCAAAGCCAAUGAGCCUAAAUUGCCUUAUGUUCAAAUAAUCCAAGACAAAUGGUUGGCCUUAUCUGAUUUUUUUUCUAUGUAAAUAAUAGAGGAUAUGUUUUGUAGAUGAUUUCAUUAUUGUUGCCUGCUAUCAGUUUUCUUUGUCUUGAAUUGAGCCCGAACAAAAACACAUUUUAAUCUGAAUUCUAUUAAAUAUUGUUAAGGUAGCAUUUCUAAUGAACUUGCUAUUUUUAUAUAUGAAACUGAUCAUCAUAAUACUCAACUUCUAAAAAAUAUUAAUGAGCAUAAUUGAUUGAAUCCAGACUAAGCAGAACGUAAGUGCCACUGAAUGAAUGGGAUAAGUAAGUUAUCAUUUUACUUAACUCAUACUGAUUUCAAUGGGAAACAAUCGCAGUUAACUUAGGCCAUAGCUAGACCUAAGGUUUAUCCCUGGAUCAUCCAGGGGUCAAACCUGUUCAUCUAGGUGACACACAGGGGAACCAGUGCUCAGGCAGGGGCGAACCCUGGAUGAUCCCAGGAUAAACCUUAGGUCUAGCUGUGGCCCAAGUCUGGAUCCAGCUGAAUAUUUUCAGACCCCUGUAAAGUAUGCUAUCUGUAUUCAAUAGAUGAAGAACUGAAAUAAAAAUAUAAGAUGCCUUUAAUGUUACAGAGGGAACACCAAGAUAUAGAGUACAAUCCUGUGGUCCACUUAUGACGGUCAGCCACUAAAGCUGGCAUAUUGUUGUCACAAUCCUAUGCACAGCAAGGGCAACAGCUAUAGAAACAAGAAAACCAACUAGUUUGUCCACAACAUCUUUAGCAAUGACACUGCCACACACCUAUCAUAUAGUUGCACAUCGAAGAUGGCCAUCAGAGCUGCUAGAGCCAGGCCACGGGGUGCAAGGAGGGCCUCCAAAUAAUCCCCUGAAGGCAGCAGCACCCGCCGUGGCUUCUCUUUCUCCUAACCCGGCCUCAUUGGCAAAAGGAAGCACUGUGGCCGCUGGUGCUCUCCUACUCAGAAGCAUACUUGCGCACUGUGUAAGAACUACACCUUUUAGAAGGUUCUGGGAAAGGUAACAUUUGCUGCUUCCCACCAACAGAUUUUUGGUAUUUAAAUUAAAAAAAAAAACCAAAUUUAGGUCAUUUUGAGCUACCUGGUCUAGCUUCUUCAGUAGCAAUUUUCAAAGGUCUGUUUAUGCACUUUAUUUUCUUAAGACUUGCCAUCAAUAGAGUAGACUUAUAGGAAGAUAUAUUUAUAAUGCCACAUAACUAUGAACAGUAAAAAGAAAUUAUUACAUAUAGAGAAUAUAACAUUAAUAUUUAAAGCACAACAUGGUCUUCAAAUUUCCACAUUCAGAAUUUCCCAUUGCAUAUUGUUGCCAAUGACUCAAACUAUAUCGCUAUAUAUGUAUAUAUGUGUUAUUAAAGGGGCUUUAUUAGAUGGUAUUAUGUUUUAUUGUCCUUUGUGACUGUCCCCCCUCCCAAUUUAAUUUUUUUUAAACUAAUGAAAGAAACAAAUUCUAAAUAAACCUUUGCUUCAAAAUGUCUUGUGAUAUCACAUAGAAGUUUUCUAGAUCUUUGUUGUAAUGAAAUUUUUUGUUAUGAUGAAUAAUUGAAUGUAAUUGCUUGCUGUUGUGUGCACUAAAUGCUUCCUGCAAAUCAUCCUGAAGUCAGUGGGGAAUAAGUAACAACUGCAGCUUGAAUGUCUUUUACUACGGCAUUUGUACAAUGCACAGUUCUUAAAGAUCUUAGUCUUAUCCUCCAUAUGAUUUAUGUGCUUGAUAGUCUUUAAUGUAUGAGUAAUUAGCCUCAAAGAAUACAGUGUGCCCUCUUAUAUCUUGGAA